AUCAGCUCGAGAGAUUGAGAAUGGGGAAGGGUCCCUUCUCGUUGAAGCGUAGCAGCAGCAGCCGCCGUCGGGCGAAGAAGUUUAUUGGCCCUCCACCUUCUCCUUUUCCUUCGCCGCCUCAGCCUCAGCCGAUGGGACACGCAACCUCGCCCCCACUCUCACCCUUGAACAACAAUUUGGCCGUGAAAGCCAAGAAGAAGGCCGGGGGAGCCAGGCUCUGGAUGCGGUUCGAUCGCUGCGGCGGUUCCGAGCUAGUGGAGUGUGACAAAAAUGCUAUUAUCCGACGUGCUGCCAUUCCUCCUCGUGACUUGAGAAUUCUCGGCCCUGUUUUCUCCCAUUCCUCCAGCAUCCUUGCCAGGGAGAAGGCCAUGGUGGUCAAUUUGGAGUUCAUAAAGGCUAUAGUUACCGCCGAAGAGGUUCUGUUGCUUGAUCCUCUGCGGCAGGAGGUUCUUCCCUUUGCGGAUCAGCUAAGACAACAGCUUCCUUUUAAAACCCAAUCCAGGGUUGAUGACCAAGACAAUGAUCUGGAUGCGCCAACUGCGAGGCAAUGGUUACCUGUUCCCGAGGCCGUUGAAGGUUUGCAAUGUGAUCUCCCGUUUGAGUUUCAGGUUCUCGAGAUUGCUCUAGAAGUUGUCUGUACCUACUUGGAUUCCAGUGUGGCAGACCUUGAGAUGGAAGCUUACCCGAUACUCGAUGAACUAGCCAGAAAUGUUAGCACCAAGAAUCUUGAACUUGUUCGCAGUUUGAAAAGCAAUCUCACCCGUUUGCUUGCGCGAGUACAGAAGGUCAGGGAUGAAAUCGAACAUUUGCUGGAUGACAAUGAAGACAUGGCACAUUUAUAUUUGACAAGAAAGUGGAUUCAAAAUCAACAAUCUGAGGCUUUGUUGGCGCGGUCUGGCUCAUAUAGCAUCAGCCCUGCUGCACCCAAUCUUCGUCGGCUAAGUUCUAAUAGAAGUGGUAGUUUGGUAACUAGCAACAACAUGGGCGAAGAUGAUGUAGAGGAUCUGGAAAUGUUGCUUGAGGCUUAUUUUAUGCAACUUGAUGGAACUCGUAACAAAAUAUUAUCUGUACGGGAGUAUAUAGAUGACACAGAGGACUAUGUCAACAUUCAACUUGACAACCAGCGAAAUGAACUCAUUCAGCUUCAAUUAACAUUGACCAUUGCAUCAUUUGCUAUAGCCGUUGAGACCUUGAUUUCAGGAAUAUUUGGUAUGAACAUUCCCUGUGUAUUAUACAAGACGUACGGGAUAUUUGAAUACUUCGUUGGAGGAAUUACUGCAUUUUCGGUAUUGCUUUUCUUCCUUAUUUUUGGGUACGCGAGGUGGAAGAAGCUGCUUGGUUCGUGAGUCUCCUUCAUGAACUUCCGUAUAUAGACUAGAUUUACAAACUUGUUUAUAAGCCUGACUAUCAACUUCCCACCAAAAAGAAAAGAAAAAAGAAGACCGACGUUUUGUGUCGGGUAAUGCUUGUUAGACGUUUUGUGCGAGCGCUAGAGUGUUGCAGUUUAGUAAGUGCAACACGUUCAGGGAUUCCAUCCCUUCUCUUGAUAUGACAAGAACUACUGUAGCAAAUUGCAUCAAACAAACUUUUACAACUGCUGUAACAUCAUUGGACCUUUCUUUUGUUAUAAUACAGUGAUUUUUUCAUCUCAUAUUGCAAAAA
Messenger RNA from Argentina anserina (silverweed cinquefoil), 1662 nucleotides. RefSeq names its product magnesium transporter MRS2-4. The coding region runs from base 21 to 1346 and encodes 441 amino acids. Lineage: Eukaryota; Viridiplantae; Streptophyta; Magnoliopsida; Rosales; Rosaceae. Gene Ontology annotation, biological process: magnesium ion transport; transmembrane transport. The transcript is spliced from 4 exons. Gene Ontology annotation, molecular function: magnesium ion transmembrane transporter activity. Gene Ontology annotation, cellular component: membrane. The record is from RefSeq and is a predicted model, not a curated record.